Messenger RNA from Aspergillus niger, 1635 nucleotides. RefSeq lists its product as uncharacterized. The record is from RefSeq and is a predicted model, not a curated record. The transcript has a single exon. The coding region runs from base 1 to 1635 and encodes 544 amino acids. NCBI's taxonomy places the organism in Eukaryota, Fungi, Ascomycota, Eurotiomycetes, Eurotiales, Aspergillaceae.
AUGGCGCAGUCCGUUGACUUGACUCACGCGACACCCAACCACAUCCCGUCAAUUGCCAGACCUUUGGCACCUUACAUCAAAAGCCGCCAAGAUGCCCUAUUGAUCCGACAAGCCUUGACCAUUUACCUUCGUUCGCAUAUCGAGUUCGCAGAAAACAAUACCGAACAUCCAGGAUGCCACAGCCAAUCCCAUCUGUCGUUAUCAGUGCCGCACGAAGUGGUGGUCGAUGUCAAGCGGAUUCCAUCGGAGUUGACGGGGUUGCGAAAACAGUACCUGGAAGCGCUCAAAUUGAACGUGGCUGCGAGGAGGGAAUACCAGUCAGUUGUGGAGAAGGCGACUUCUGUGAACCCAGAAAGGGGCAUGACACGGGCGGAAAAGUUACCCGUGGAUUCGUCUUCGGAGUUACAGGAAUACCUGCGGCUUCUCCGUGACCGUCGUCGGCAUGCAAAGCUCCAGGUUUUUGAACACUACAUUCAAGAGCUCAAACAACGUGAUACGCCAAAACCAGCAGAUCUAGAAGAUAGUGGAACUCAUUAUCAGCAGCUCGUGCCACCACCAGACUUCGAAGUUACCCAACAUGGCGCUACAACAGGGCUUACCGUCGAAGAGCUAAUGCAUAACCUGGAAAAAGCCGUCAUCCGCGCUAAGGCUCAGCUGGAGAGAGAGAAAGGGUUAUUAGAAGAACUUCAGGCGCAACAGAUGCCCGUUGGGGCCCAAGAUAUCCCACGCGCAGUAAAGGGAAUGGCGUUACAGCGAACUCGAAAUGAGCUGGUGCGUUGGGUGGAGGAGAAACUGGUAAGUGCUGGGAACGAUGAGAACCGUGUAGCCUCUCAAGACUUCCGUUCCGAGGACAUGGAUGAGUCUGUGCGUCUGCUCGGGGAGAAGAAGGCACAGAUCGCACAACAAUACACUGCAUAUGCGGAUGCUCGCAAGCGUCUGCUUGAUGCCGCCUCCAGAGCUUGCCAACCAGUUACUCUCCCGGCCGGAAAGCCCCCAUCACGGCCUACUAGCUUAGUGCAGGGAAAGAAUGCAUCAGAGGAAACACAAUCUCUGGAUGCAUUGGGAGUCCUUACUUUUGCUAGCGAUGUCCUCCAGCCGUUGGCCAGGAGCCAGCGGGCAUUGGCACUGCAGAAAUCCUACCUGUCGGGUAUGCUCGCGAAAGAAAAAGACACAACCCUUCGCAUCCUGAGCAGGCUGCGAGAUGAAAGUCAUCUUCUCCCAGAGUACCCGAUUCUGGCACGCCAGCCGCGGUUUAAACAUGCAACAGCAGCUUCGGCUUCGCACCAGGCCACGGGCACAGAAUCUGCCAAGCCAGACCAACUUGUUGGUCUGGCCGAGGCAUGGGCAUCUGCUUCGGAUGCAGCAGGGAUGACUGAACAAGAAUACGUAGGGUACCGACUGGAGGAAGGGAUGGAGACAGCGCAGGAUGCACAACAGGUGCUAGAAGAUGUCUACAGUAUACUUAACCAAAACCUGGAGGAUACCUUGUGUGACAGGCAAGGCGGAUCGGGCGAGGACAGUAUCGGGGCGUUGGGGGCACGAUUAACUCGGUCACGGGCCAAAAUGCAGCAGAGCCAACAGUCAGCAAAAGGCCCAUGGAGUGGGCUACAUGGUCAAGUGGCCGUUGGCAGAUGA